Messenger RNA from Echinococcus granulosus, 489 nucleotides. Its product is annotated as Nucleolar protein. Gene Ontology annotation, biological process: ribosomal large subunit biogenesis. The record is from RefSeq and is a predicted model, not a curated record. The transcript is spliced from 4 exons. Gene Ontology annotation, cellular component: nucleolus. The coding region runs from base 1 to 489 and encodes 162 amino acids. NCBI's taxonomy places the organism in Eukaryota, Metazoa, Platyhelminthes, Cestoda, Cyclophyllidea, Taeniidae.
AUGGGUAGGAAGAAUGCCUAUGACUAUAGAAAGAAUCGUAGGAAAAGCCUGCGUAAAAAAAAGAAACGUUUCAUUAUUCAGAAUUCAAUCAUCAGGAAGUCAUGGAAUGACCGUCUCUCUAUCAGGGCGAAUUUUAACCGAAUUGGAUUGGUCUUUGAUCCAAAUGAAAGCACUUGCAACACAGGUCGAAAGGAUGAGGUUGAGGGACUAGCUGACCCAAAUGUUAUAAGAGAAUUAAAAAACGUGAGAAAGUCUAAGAGAAAACGCGAGAAAUUUAUUUCGGAAGACGACAGAAUAUUUUGCAUAUAUCUACUGGAGCUCUAUGGCGAGGACUAUGGUGCUAUGUGCCGCGACUCAAGGAACGUUUACCAGCUGACCCCAACCCAGAUCGAAAGAAUGAUAAGGAUUUUCAGAGAGUCCAAGUAUUAUCCGCGGUAUUUAAAGGAUAAAUCCGACAACAAUCUCCAUGUUUUAGAGCUGUAUGAAUGA